CAGUUUAAAAAUCGAAUUCAUUGUUUGUUUUUCGCACACACUUCCAAGCAACCCGCUGCAUGCAGCGAGAAAGUCAAACACGGAUAGCCAAUGACUGCAAAUGGACAGGACGAACCGGAAUCAUAACUGAUUAAAUAUUCCAUCUUGAUAUUAUUCCAUUUGCCUAAAACAGUGAUGAACUGUCAAAGAACUGUCAGUUGCGUUGCUGUCGCUUUCGGUUUCCAACGAAACCAGAUUUAUGUCCCCGGCAUUUUAAGGUGAGCAUCUUAGCAAAAAAUGCGGCGUGACCAUGAGGUAGGAACCGUCAAGCUGUGGAAUGCCCAGAGUAAAGCAUUUGCAAUAGCAGUUGCAUUACUAGGUAAGCUAUGGUUAAUGACUUAUAGCUUGUAGCACUGAUCAUGAAAUGCUUUUUUCGCGUCGACAUGUAAGGUACUAUUAACUAUAACACUCAAAACUUGUGUGAGCCUCUUGCUGAGACACAAUUCCAACAGCUCUAUGUUGCGUGGUAUACAGCUUCCACCUUCUAGAUAAAAUCCAUUUUUCUUUGUACACUAGCUGGAAACGUUUAAAAGUUAAUUGCCCACUUUUAAUUCAUUACGAGGUUUGUAAUGAUAAAAAUGCUGUGUGGUUCGCUCUUGAUUUUGCCUAGUCUAUAAAAAGAACAUUAAUGAAAAAUUUCAUAACUUUAAUUUUUUUUCGUUCUAAAUUAAUUUAAAGACAUCUAUGACGUUUACGUACAAUGGGUGGAUUACACUUUUUCUGUUGAGAUAAAUUUGUUAAUAAAUCCCUCACUCUUCGUACACUCUCAAUCGUGCCGGUAUUACAUAACACAAAAACCGCCCAAAUUGCCAUUGUACUCAUAAAAUUAAAAAACCUAACUCACUGAUUGUGCGAACACAACUUACGUUAAUUAGCUAGGUUCUACAUAAUUCAUAAAUUCAUUUUUCCCACAAUAUGCUAAGUCUAGAGUUUCCUUUUCUCUUCGCUAAUGUCUGUUUGCACCUAUGAUUUCGUUAUGUCGGAUCAAAAUUUUAUUUUAACGUUUUUAGUAUUGGCAUUGCGGGUUAUUGCUCGUUUCAGUUAUGUUGUUGUAAGCCGAUGAAAUGAGAGAUGACUUGGCAAUAUAACUUCCGCAACAGACCAUGAAUUGUGACGAUGUAGAGGCAAGAAAAGUGUCUCAUUUCCCAUCGCCUUCCCCUCAGGGUCUGGAAGAAGGGCCCUAAUCCUACAUUUCCCCUUCUUUUUUGACGACUGAUUCCGCAUCCCGAAUUUCUGUCAUCCCUAUCCAAAAUACCGGUUUGUUUGCCAAUACCGUAUCCCGAGCCAAAACUUUGGCGAAUCCUUCUUCCAGGCUAGCGGUCAAUUCCCGUAUCCCGUCAAAAAAAUUUUGUUUUUUCCCCGAAUUCUGCACAGUAUUUUGGUCAAAUCCAGUAUCCCGAAAAGACUCUUCCAGACGAAAAAAUGGGUCGCUCAGUCACAAAACCAUGCAGCCUGGUAUAAAAAAAUCUCUUCUGUAAAGAAAUGAUGAUUAAAAAAAUAAAGAUUCUUGCCAGUUUUCUUUUUUUGUUUCCUAAAAAUAAGGGGGUUUGUCUCCGAUAAGAAAAGAAAUAUUUCAGUAAUGAACACUGCCAAAUGAAACCGAAGUGUAAAUCUGCUGAGAAAAAAUAUCAACAUCAUAUCAUGUAAGGGAAUCCGGACUCCGGGCUCCUGGAAAUUUUAAUCUGGAAUCCUGGGUUUUGUAUAUUUCUAUAGCAUGAUUUGUAGCAAUAUUUGGCAUAAACACCACUAGUGAUAUUUCGAAAUUGUUAUACGUAAUUUCAAGAGCCGUUGGGCGAGUGAAAUUUGAAAAACUUUUCACGAGUGGUUAGGCGAGUGAAAUUUGAGACAAUUUUGAAAUAUCACAAGUGGCAUUUAUGCCAAAUAUCACGUACAAAUCAUGCCAUUAUUUGUUUAUACUACUACCCGCAAAGGUUUUGUAAUUUUCACAUGUAAGUUUUUCAAAUUAGGCUGAAAUACCACUGCUCUAAGCCAAUCAAAUUGCAGAAAUUUCUCAUAUAGUAGUAUAAGAAAUCCGGAAUACAGUUCUAGGAAUCGGAAAUCCCACCAACCGAAAGCUGGAAUCCGGAAUCCAAGUUCCACUGGCAAAAAAUCAGGAAUCCGGUACCUGAGAAACGGAAUCCACGGCGUGGAAUCCAGAAUGCAAGACUGUCUUGGGUUCCUUUGCAUGAGGCAAAAAAUAUCAGAAGAGAACUAGAGACACAACUUUUGGGAGUGACUUUGUAGAGGCUGGCAAACAGUGAAAAAGGCCAACAGAGCAACUAAAUGAAAAGUGACCGUUUCUUUUUCAGGACUAAUUCUGAUCAUUGGGGUUAUCGGUAAUGGGGUUGUGGCAGCAGUUAUCACUGCUUUACGUCGGCGAGGCCACAAAAACUCUGUUCAGCUGUUUCUUCUCCACUUAGCAAUCUCGGAUCUAAUGGUGUGCCUGCUGUGUAUUCCGCUGACCAUUUUCACCAAUUUUUUCUACCCUCAAGAAUAUCUCAAGGACCGUGAGGGCCUCUGCAAGCUGUCGAGGUUUAUGCAGGUAAGGAAGGAAGGAGGUUUUACAGUAACCUUAUGUUACCAAGUCACUUGAUAAUCAGAAUUCGAAGUUGUUGUUUUUGUUUUCAAAUUUUCAAGUGAUGAACUAGAGAGGGCAAGGGGUCGGGGUGGGGGAAGACGCGGACAGUAAGGGAGACCUAGACUACAAGUAGUCUCCCAUUUUUCCUCAGGGAUAGUAAAGCGAGCGAAACGCGAGCGCGCGUGAAAAUCACCCCACGCGAGCAAAGGCGACACGCGGCGGGGAGAGACAAAAAUGAGAGACUACAGACAAAGCCCAAGUAUCUGGUUUUAUUGGAUGCCGCUUGAUUGAUUUUGUUCUUAAGCCAGCUCUACUAAAUAAGCAGUAACGCUCUAAAUGAUACUAUUUAAUAGAGUAAGUUUUUGAGACGAAACUAAAAAUAGGUUUAUAAAAAGAGUUAUUAAUGACGGUUGUUUUUUACAUUCUUUGCAGCAUCUGGGCCCAGUCAUCUCUGUGAGUCUUCUCACAGCAAUAAGUAUCGAUCGGUACCUAACAUUUGUAAAGCAAGAGCUAUCUUGCAGUCAAAGAUCGUGGUACUUGAGACCAUCCUGGUUGAUUCUUUUUGCCUGGGUUUACGGAACAGCUCAAACUCUCCCUGUUUUUCACUCAGCCGAUGUCGUUCCAAUUGAUUUUAAAAACAGCACUAUCUACUACUGCACUACUACCCAAGGUCAUUCACUGUCGAGAAGGAUAUACCUGGCCACCUCAGUAUUACUUGGAUUUAUUAUCCCCUUGGCAACGAUGUCCGUCUCAUAUUAUCGUGUGAUAAGAGUAGUAUGGACCAGAAAUCGUAGACUAUCGACCGCCGGGUCUCCUACAUCGAAUGCAACAAUUACGAACGAAAAUCUCUUGCUGCGCUCGAGGAAGAGAGUUCUUCGCGUUUUGUUAAUUGUCGUGGUUUGUUUUGUAAUUUGCUGGCUCCCGUUUGCCGUUUACCACGGAAUCUUAGAGCAACACCUCAAGAAAUCACCAAAUCCUAUGGACACAGUACGACUCAUUGCAUACGGAUUGGGGCUUGCAAACUCGAUCUGCAACCCUUUCAUCUAUUAUUUUAACGUUGGCGGGAAGUCAUUUUGCUCCAUGAAAAGAAGCUUCCUCGAGGUAAUGGGAGGUAAAAUAUCACCACCACGGGGUGUGGAAACGAACGCUCCCAUUUCAAGGUCGGCGCAUGCGAACCCAGGACCUGCGCUGCAAUUAGGAUUUCAUUCAACUAGCAACGCGCAGAAUUAUGAUCAUCAUAAACAGACAUAUACAGCUUAUAAUAAUUCAAACGGACGCAAGUUUUCUGAGAAUGCUCUUGGUUUACAAAGAGACACUUUGGAGGAUACUAAGUUGUGAUUGGUAAUGCUGCGCGGUCGUAGGAUCAGACUGUAUUCGCCACCAUUCCGAGUAAACUUUCGCAAAGACUGUAGGAGAGUCAGGGAAAAAAAAUUGGCCAAUAGCUGACCGGCGGGUCCCCAGUGCGAUCCCAGAAACAAUUGCGGCACGUAUUUCGGUCCCAGUUCUUAACUCGUCUCUAAAGCGGCGUAUGAGGGACAAAAAAGAAAAUCAUUUUACUAGGGGCGGAUGUCACUUAUGAUUUGGCUUUACUUUCUGGUCGAACUUCGGCUACUCUCAGAAAAUGUUUGAUAACUGUAGCUUAACCCUUUGAAAUGAAAUUAUGAACUUCGCAGUUGUUAUAGUAAUUUAAGCAAUUGCAAAUUAACCCGAAAAAACUUUUCAGGGCUUCAGCGGGAUUCGGGAUUUCAGUGGUUAAACUCAUUAAAUACCCUUGGUAUCUGAGGAUUUGAUUCUCGCGUGCAGCCUGAUGCUUCAGUUCAGGGUUCAAUGUCCUAUUUUCACUUCCAAGAAGAGGUUCGGGUGUAUGAAUUAGGCGACGACUUUCGCAGUACGUUAUAUUAUAAUGUUCAUACUACGAGUCAAACAAUUUUUUAUCAUAUGAUUUAUUAAUGAAAAGGUCACGAAAUACACAUUAAAUUAUUCUGUACACAUCAUUCACAUUAUACGAUCUUUCUCUCUUUUAGUCCUUUCAUCACAGUACCAAUACGCACCUGCUGAUCUUACCUGCAUACAGAAUCCCAAACCUUCGAAACACUGUGUAUUCUUACUGUACAACGGUACAAUGGUAAAGCUUGUCGGAACAAACCAGCUCGACCUUUUAACCAGUUCGGGAGUAUGCCAGUUUUGGAAGAAGCGAAAACGUCUACGUCAACUGUCUUAGAAUAACAAUACCUAAUUUCCCGCUUUUCAAAAACAGCAGCAAUGAAUUGCUUCAACUCGAGCUUCACCCUUCAAUCGAUACCCACGUAAGUGAUGCAUAAGAAAGAAUGUGAAAGAAACUGAACUUAAUCUUCAAUCUGAAGUCUUGAUUUCACAUUUCAAAAGGCAUGCCACUAAGGUAAAAGUGAACAAAAGGACUGGCAUUAUGAAAAAAGGGACUGAAAAAAAAAAAAAAAAAAUUGGAGGAUAGGGCACAGGGGAUACGGGACCUUCUUAAAAUGUAGUCUGCAAGUUGUCUAGUCCACGUAAGGCGUUCUCCCAGUCUCUCUUGGUCAAUUCACCUCAGUAACGUAUCUGUUUGGCCGCGCGGAAUAAUGAGGCCUUGGAAAUUGGCAAGCCUGCGAGCAAGCUCUCCAAUAAUAGCGAGUGAAGCGCACUCGCGUCUCCUUCGCGUGCAGUCCUCGCGUAAAUUCUCGCGAUUCCCCCAAAAUGCAGAACUUGUUCGCAGGCUAAUCCCAAAUGUUGCCUGUGGCAAAAACAGGUUGGUCACCAAUAUUGAAGGCCAAAUUACUAAUAUUCUCUAAAAGUUAAAAUUACAAGCAAACGUAAUAAACUCCAUUAUACGAUAUACUUAAUAUUUACGUACGUCUCUAAACGAGACUGCAAAACAGUUGUCUUUUUUCUGUCUUAAACUUGCUUCUCUAAAGGCGUGAGACACCAAAACUGCGGAUCAUGCGCUCUUCACUUCUCUUUUAUACACUUCUUCCUGAUACUUGAUUCUGUGGCCCUUAUUGCUAGUGGACCUUGUGACAAAACUUUUGCUUAUGGAAAAGACGACAGCAGUUGGAUUUGCAAAGACUUCAAAUGCUCCAGUGCAGGCACAAGCAAGUGUUUACUACUUCCUACAACUUUGACUUUAAAAGCAAAAGAAGCAUAUGGAGACUAG
Porites evermanni is the source of this 5783-nucleotide messenger RNA. Lineage: Eukaryota; Metazoa; Cnidaria; Anthozoa; Scleractinia; Poritidae. The record is from the annotation of a GenBank genome assembly.